AUGCGCUGGCCAAUCCUGAUCGCUCUCUGUGUUCUUGCUCUCUUGGGGCUUUCUGCGGCCGACGAAGGCCUAUGCACGUGCCCUAGAAUCGUGAGGCCGGUCUGCGGAUCGGAUAACGUAACCUACGAUAACGAUUGCGAACUGGAAUGUCAAGCAAGGGACAAACCAAUUACUCAGGUCAAAGAAGGAAAAUGCUAGUAACUGGAAUGUCAAAGUACAACAAAGUAA
This is a messenger RNA of Drosophila takahashii, 228 nucleotides long. Its product is annotated as leech-derived tryptase inhibitor C-like. Lineage: Eukaryota; Metazoa; Arthropoda; Insecta; Diptera; Drosophilidae. Gene Ontology annotation, molecular function: protein binding. The record is from RefSeq and is a predicted model, not a curated record.